This is a messenger RNA of Daphnia pulicaria, 1901 nucleotides long. RefSeq names its product V-type proton ATPase subunit B (gene Vha55). Gene Ontology annotation, molecular function: proton-transporting ATPase activity, rotational mechanism; ATP binding. The transcript has 7 exons. Gene Ontology annotation, cellular component: proton-transporting V-type ATPase, V1 domain. NCBI's taxonomy places the organism in Eukaryota, Metazoa, Arthropoda, Branchiopoda, Diplostraca, Daphniidae. Gene Ontology annotation, biological process: ATP metabolic process; proton transmembrane transport. Bases 142 to 1641 code for a protein of 499 amino acids. The record is from RefSeq and is a predicted model, not a curated record.
UGAUCGAGAGAACCCGUGACUUUCAUCAGAGGGAAGAGUAGAACUUCUAGACUGACACUGAGUUCUCUUCGGUCACUGUUAAAGUUCAGUACUUGAUUUCCGUAUUUUCCAACAAAUUUCGGAGAGCAAACGAAACUGAAAAUGGCGCAUAAGACAGGCACUUUAAAUGAAGCUCAAGCUCGACUUGAACAUAAAAUGGCUGUAAAUCGCGAUUACAUUUUCCAGCCUCGAAUGUCCUAUAGGACUGUGUCUGGUGUAAAUGGUCCUCUGGUCAUUUUGGAUGAUGUGAAGUUCCCUAAGUAUGCUGAAAUUGUAAAUCUUCGUCUUCAUGAUGGCACCAUUAGGUCCGGACAGGUGUUGGAAGUUAGUGGAAGCAAAGCUGUUGUUCAAGUCUUUGAGGGAACUUCUGGCAUUGAUGCCAAAAAUACAGUGUGCGAGUUUACUGGAGACAUUUUGAAGUCUCCAGUGUCUGAAGAUAUGCUUGGUCGUGUCUUCAAUGGAUCUGGUAAACCUAUUGACAAAGGUCCAACUGUCUUGGCUGAAGACUUUUUAGAUAUUCAAGGUCAGCCAAUCAAUCCUCAUUCACGUAUCUACCCUGAGGAGAUGAUUCAGACAGGUAUUUCUGCUAUCGAUAUCAUGAACUCUAUUGCUCGUGGUCAAAAAAUUCCAAUCUUCUCGGCUGCUGGUCUCCCUCACAACGAGAUUGCCGCUCAAAUCUGUCGUCAAGGUGGCUUGGUUAAAGUCCCCGGUAAAUCGGUUCUUGAUGAUCAUGAUGAUAACUUUGCCAUUGUUUUCGCCGCUAUGGGUGUUAACAUGGAGACGGCCCGCUUCUUCAAGCAAGAUUUCGAAGAGAAUGGCUCAAUGGAAAAUGUUUGCCUGUUCUUGAACUUGGCAAACGAUCCGACCAUUGAGCGCAUUAUUACUCCCCGCCUUGCAUUGACUGCUGCUGAGUUCUUGGCCUACCAGUGCGAGAAACAUGUCUUGGUUAUUUUGACAGACAUGUCAUCAUAUGCCGAAGCUUUGCGUGAAGUUUCAGCCGCUCGAGAGGAAGUCCCUGGUCGACGUGGUUUCCCCGGUUACAUGUACACCGAUUUGGCCACAAUUUACGAACGAGCUGGGCGUGUAGAAGGGCGCAAUGGAUCCAUUACCCAAAUUCCCAUUUUGACUAUGCCCAACGAUGAUAUCACUCACCCUAUUCCCGAUUUGACUGGUUACAUUACUGAGGGUCAAAUUUACGUCGAUCGUCAGUUGCACAACAGACAAAUCUAUCCUCCUAUCAACGUACUUCCAUCUCUUUCUCGUUUGAUGAAGUCUGCUAUCGGUGAAGGCAUGACCCGUAAAGAUCACUCCGAUGUUUCCAAUCAACUGUAUGCCUGUUAUGCCAUUGGUAAAGAUGUCCAGGCCAUGAAAGCAGUUGUUGGUGAAGAAGCUCUUACUCCCGACGAUUUGUUGUACCUCGAGUUUUUGACUAAAUUCGAAAAGAACUUUAUCGCGCAAGGAAAUUACGAAAAUCGUACUGUCUUUGAGUCUCUGGAUAUUGGCUGGCAGUUACUGCGUAUCUUCCCUAAGGAGAUGCUUAAACGUAUUCCCGCUAGUGUUUUGGCUGAGUUUUAUCCGCGUGAUGCGCGCCAAGGCAAAUAAGGACACUAUAAAUCGAGUUGGUAUCCCAUACGGUUGAUUAGAUAAUAAUUCCCUUUCCGCAUUUGCGUCCUUUCAAUAAUUCCAUUCUUUUUAUUGUGUUGAUUGGUGGGAAUUUCCUUUGAGUAGCGAACAAUUUCGUGUUCAGUUCUAGUAUCGAGAUGGACUUGUUGCCAAUGUGAAAUCUGGAUGUGCUCUGAAAAUUGUGUCCUGUUUAUUAUUUUUUUUUUUUUUUUGUUAAAUACAUUUAAUGUCUAUCCAUA